AUGUCAGUGAUGGUCUCCUGUGAUCCGGGGGCUUCCAGCCUGGGCAGCCCCCCGUUAUCCACGGGCUGUUUCAGCCAGGUCUACACGCCGGCGGCUGUCAGCGCCCCCGCUCCGCGGGGCGAGUGCCUCUGUGACACCCCCCAAGGCCCGGAGCUCAGGACCCUCUGCACAGCCUCGGCGGGACGGCUGCCGGCCAAGAGGAAGCUGGACCUGGAGGGCCCCGAAUUUCGCACGCCCAAGGGGAAGGGCUGGACACUGGCACAGGUCCCCAGCCCCAGGAGAGAGGAUGGGGGGGUCUCUUGUUUCCCCACAGCCCCCAAGUCUCCCGGGGAGAAGACUCGCUACGACACCUCACUGGGGCUGCUCACCAAGAAAUUCAUCCGUUUGCUGAACGAGUCUCCCGACGGCGUUGUGGAUCUGAACCGGGCUGCCGAGCUGCUGGAGGUCCAGAAACGUCGCAUCUACGACAUCACCAACGUACUGGAGGGCAUCCAGCUCAUCCGCAAGAAAUCCAAGAACCACAUCCAGUGGAUGGGGACAGGGAUCUUCGAGGAUGCAGCGAUGGCGGCAAAGCGACAAGUGCUGCGUGGGGAGCUGGCUGAACUGGCUAGGACAGAGAGGAUGCUGGACCAGCUCACGCAGGACUGUGCCCUGCAGAUCCAGCAGCUGGCUGACAAUGAGACCAACCAGAGGCUGGCAUAUGUCACCUACCGGGACCUCCGAGCCAUCAGCAGCUUCCAGGAGCAGACGGUGAUUGCUGUGAAGGCUCCCCCUGAGACACAGCUGGAGGUGCCAGACUUCAGCCAGGAGAACUUCCAGCUCUACCUGAAGAGCACCAACGGCCCCAUCGAGGUGUACCUCUGCCCAGAGGAGAUCAUGGAGGAAACCCCAACCAAGAACCACCCUGUUCCCUCUGCUGCCACCUCCCCACAGGACCACCCCGUACCCCUUGGCUUGACGAACAGCUCCCCAUCAGCCACACAGCCACCCCACCCCAUCUCCCAGAGCUGGGGGGGCACAGGAACUCCUCUCUCACCCCUAUCUCUGCCUCUCCCCAUCCAGGGGGGACCCAGCUCACUGCUGGAGAUGGAGCCUGGGCUCCUGGGCUCCCCUGCCCACCUUCUGCAGGAGACGGAGGACCAGCUGCCCUUCACCCCCUCCUGCCUGGACUUGGGAACCUUCGUUGCCUUCUCGCCCCCCCUGGAACAGGAUGAUUAUCUCUGGGGGCUUGAGGGUGAGGGUGUCACAGACCUCUUUGAGACAUAUGACCUGGGAGACCUGCUGAAGCACUGA
Pyrgilauda ruficollis (rufous-necked snowfinch) is the source of this 1293-nucleotide messenger RNA. RefSeq names its product E2F transcription factor 2 (gene E2F2). Gene Ontology annotation, cellular component: RNA polymerase II transcription regulator complex. Lineage: Eukaryota; Metazoa; Chordata; Aves; Passeriformes; Passeridae. Gene Ontology annotation, biological process: regulation of transcription by RNA polymerase II. The record is from RefSeq and is a predicted model, not a curated record. Gene Ontology annotation, molecular function: RNA polymerase II cis-regulatory region sequence-specific DNA binding; protein dimerization activity; DNA-binding transcription factor activity, RNA polymerase II-specific. The coding region runs from base 1 to 1293 and encodes 430 amino acids. The transcript has 6 exons.